Molecule: messenger RNA, 2483 nt
Organism: Centruroides sculpturatus (bark scorpion)
Lineage: Eukaryota; Metazoa; Arthropoda; Arachnida; Scorpiones; Buthidae
Exons: 2
Coding region: 138-719 (193 amino acids)
Source: RefSeq, a predicted model, not a curated record
GGGAUCGGUACCAAAACGGGAAAGGGGAGAGAAGGAUAAAUGACAGAGAGACGAAUUGGGAGAGAGAAAGGGAGAGAGAAGCUGCGAGAAAGACUACUUGAAUCAUGUGCAAACAUCAAUAACGUAACAGAUUCGAUAUGAUCUCUGCAAUGCCAGCAGUUGCAGUGAGGAGGGAGAGGAAGAAGAGUAAAUCUCAAAGGGCAGGAACCAAGGGGGGAAGGCAAGGUAGCCUCAGCACAAUUAGCAGCACGGGAGCUCAAGCAUCGUACGGAUCACGAACUCGUGAGUUUUUUAGACGUGAUAAAAAGAAUUUACGUAUUUUAGUGUACGGAGGGACUGUUCUGAUGGGUUCUGGACUUAUUUUAGUAUUUAUUGGAGUAGGAACAAACGCUUCCGCAUUUCAAUCAGUCGGUUUGUUAUUCAUUGGGCUUGGAAGUUUACUGUGCCUCAUCAAAAUAUUUUGUGGUAAUUCUCCAAGAGAGGGACGUGACGACAGGAAACGUCAGCAAGAAGGAUCAUCUACGGUCUCACCUUCAUACCUUUCACCUGUGCUAAUAGAAAACACGGAUCCACCGGUUGUUAUGGUUCAAACUCUACCUUUAUCCGAUGUGGAAGAGGGGGAUAGAGAAUCGAUUGUGGCAAAUAAUUCUCCAACGGUCAAAAACACAGUGCCUGAGAUGCAAGUACUCAUAACUGAUAACUUAAAAGAACGUUACUGAACUUAACUCGAAAGAUUUUUAUGACAAUAUAUAUAUAUAUAUAUAUACAUUGAAGAGAAAAAAAAUCAUAAAUAAUAAUUUAAAUUUAUAAGAAAAAAAAAUACAUCAAGUUGAAUCGAUAAAUGUACAAAAUAAUCGGAUUUUUGUGAUUGACAAGAAGCCUUCUUUAAUAUGUCUUUCUAUAAUUAUGUAUCGAAUAUUUAAUAAUCUCAUUUGAGAUGUUAUUAAUUUAUUAUUAACAUGAGCAUUUGUAAAAUCAUAAUUCAGCAUCAAAAAAUACAAAUAUAUAUAUAUAUAUUACAUGUGUAUAUAUAUAUAUAUUAGAAAGUGCUUCAGUGCCUUCACCUCAUAAAUCUUUGCAAAGGGAUUUUGUUCCAAGCAAAGGGAACUUUUUGUACUUUUAUCUCUCUCUCUCUCUCUCUCUCCUUUUCUUUAUUUUCUCCAAUUUUUUUAUUUAGUGCUGAAGCAGUAUAAACAUUAUCUCGACAUAUGCGAACAAAUUUCGUGACAGGACAGACAAAAUACAUUACAUUACGCACAUUAACGACACACGACGAGUUUCAUGUUUAAAAAAAUAAUAAUAAUAAAUGAAAAAAACUUCGUCUGAAAGGAAAAAGAUCUAUCUGAAAACAAAGAAAAAGUAGAUAAUAAUAUAAAAUAACCUUCUAUCGUGCAAAGAAGUACUUAAGAAACUCUCUAAAGCAAUUUAAAUAGGGAAGAAAAAAAGAUGGAGAAGCUUCGAAUCGUCUCUUAAAACACUAUUAUUAUUAUUAUUAAUUUUUUCUUUGAAAAUAUAUUCUAAUUGCAGAUUAUACUAUGGAGAUUUACACUUAUUAUACAGUAUUAAGCAUUUAAAAAUGUUUAAUUUAAAGCAUUAUAAAGCCAAAUAAUUAAACAAGAAGAUAUCUUCCUCGUAUGUGUUCAAGGUGCUAAAUGUGAAAGGUUUCUUAAAUGCAGUGUACAGUAAAAAGAAAUUCGCUUUUGUUUCGCUCUAUUUUAGAGCAUACGUUCUAUAUCAGGACUAUGCAGACAAAUUUUUAUUGAAAUAAAUCGUUUUUGUACGAUUAAAAUAUAUAUAAAGAUACUUAUAUGUAUAUACAAAACGUAUUAUAACUUAGCUGGAGUACGUUUACAAAAUUAUUGAUUGGCUUCUAUAAACUAUAUAUGCAUCUAUGUUUGACUGUAUUCUGUGAUUUACAUAUACUUUUUAAGAUCGGAUCGCUGUUUAUAAGCCCAAUUACCAGGUGUAGAAGGUCUAAAAAAAAAAAAUAAAAAGGAAAAUUUGUGAAUUUUUCCACACGUUUCUUCGUUAUCUGGUCUAGAAACGACAAGGAUCUUUCGCUUCCAACAGCCAUUAAUUUCAUAAUAUUUAUGAUGCUAUGCAGUUGGAUAAUUUACUUUAGUAUUUUUCAACCAUUAAAUCUUAUACUUGGCUUUAAUUUAUUCUUUAGAAUAGUAAAUUUUUAGAUAUAAUUAAAUGCGCUUCUUGGCCAGCACUCGGAAAGGAUGAUAAAUAAAUAUAAGAUAAGUAAAUAAAUAAUGAGUAAACUUUACAUUUUUUCGUCACUUCACCAAGUGUCCUCAUCACGAAUGUACACAAAACCAUGCAAACAAAUAAAAAACAAAAUAUUUUUUGCCUUCUAUAGACCCACUUGGAAUUGGUCUUCGCACUGCCCUUCGUUUGAAAGGAUUUAUCAAUAGCUGUUCUUUUCUCUUUGUAUCAAACUUAUGAUAAAUUUUCUGUAAAAAAAAGUAUUAAAAUUC